This is a messenger RNA of Ornithodoros turicata, 1390 nucleotides long. RefSeq lists its product as uncharacterized. Bases 1 to 957 code for a protein of 318 amino acids. The record is from RefSeq and is a predicted model, not a curated record. Gene Ontology annotation, cellular component: extracellular region. Gene Ontology annotation, molecular function: chitin binding. Lineage: Eukaryota; Metazoa; Arthropoda; Arachnida; Ixodida; Argasidae. The transcript has 5 exons.
AUGCGCUCAUCCAAACCGAGGGCUUCUCCUACAUCGCUGGAGCCAAACGUCCUGGAAGCCGAAAGGCCAGGGUUGACAUCUACACUAAGGAUGGCAUCAGCGUUACACCUCGAGAGAUUCGCAGCAACGUUCAUGAAUACGGAGUGGGUCGUCAUGGUAGGAGUCUUCAACCAAGAGGAUGUGAAAGACUUCCAGGUCGCCUUAGAUAUGCGUUCUCUGUGCUUUGUCGGUUCUGCCGUCCCCAAAGGUUCCAUCUCUACUGACCGAGGAACAAAGCCGCCCCAUCCAAGCAUCAUGUAUCGCACCAUUCUCAUCGGUAUGUUGCAUUCAAUUCACUGUUGCUGCAUGUGCAAGUUUCGAGGACAGGUGGAAGUUGCCCUCGCGGCGGCUCUGCUGAAGGGAGCGGAUACGGUGCCUGAUGCAUUUGCAGAGCACACUUCCCCGCUCACGUUUUCACUUCUGUCGCCAGUGCUGCGGCACAGACCAGUAUUCAGAGAUUUCUUCCUUUCCACAGCCGCUGCCCUAGCUGCUGCAGUCGUCGCUCUUCCACGGGCCAAGCGAGCUGCAUAUGAACUCCCCGACGGCGUCGAAUUCCUGGUGGGCGCCGUCAAGACCUCCUUCCAAUGCCCUGCCCGUAACGGGUACUUCGCUGACGUUGAUAACAACUGUCAGAUCUUCCAUGUCUGCAACACUAUCCCUAAGGAAGACGGAUCGGUCGAGGUGCAGCAGUACAGCUUCCUGUGCGGCAACCAGACUGUCUUCAACCAGUUCAGCUUGACCUGUUCCCUCCCUGAAGACUCUGUGCCCUGCAGGAGUUCUCAGGAUUUCUUCUACUUGAACGAGAGGAUAGGCCAAGAGAAGGUCGCCAUCCACGACGUUGGUGAUAUCCAGAGGGCUGUGCCGCUCAUCCCACGAUACCAGCAGGCCGGACUUGCAGCUCCCUUCUCCAAGGCUUGAAGCAUUUAUUGAACGUAGGACAGGACGUUUGUUGUGUAGCUUUGGCCACUUGCUAUGAUGUCCAACAGAAGUUGUCCGGCUGUCGGUGGACACUAGAGUGUUGUUGCUUGCCAGCUCGAGCAAGAAACGGGGUUGUAGUAAAGGCACCUGUAGCUCUCUUUCAUGUUUGUUUCUAGCGAAACAAGGGCAUUUUUACGGUCUGUGGCUUUUUUUCAUUGUCUGUAGUUCCCUUUGUCCUUAAUUCUUCAUGUCUGCUACCCUUGACUGUGACUCUGUGGCACUGGGUCUACUUCUUGCCGAAAUGGCUGUCGUCGUCGUCGUCGAAAUACUUCUGUGUUUGCUUGUGUCUGUUCAUCGUUGCGCUUGUAUAUUGUGCCCUCGUUUGCAUCAUUCGCUGAGUUCAAUAAAGCGUGAAUAAACAAGGAUAUAUACA